Molecule: messenger RNA, 513 nt
Organism: Blepharisma stoltei
Lineage: Eukaryota; Ciliophora; Heterotrichea; Heterotrichida; Blepharismidae
Source: the annotation of a GenBank genome assembly
AUGUCUGAAGCAGAAGACUCUAAAAACAUUGAACAAGCAAUUACAGUUUUACUUGGGUUAGAACGACUGUUCACAGAGCCAGAAUUUAUAUGUGAAAUCGAAAUUUAUCUCAAUAAUAAUCUUGAAAAAUUUGAAAGUGGCGAACAAACACAUGAGUGUUAUGAAAUUUAUCAAAAAUUUGGUGAGGACAUGCCAUUUUUUAUAUCAAUUUCGUAGGUAGUUUUGAUAAGACCAUUUUUAUUUUUCAUAAAAAAUUGUUGUGCAAUAAUCAAAUUGGUGUCAAAUUUAAAUCCGCUAAAAAUAGAAAAAAAGCUUCAAGAUUUUGCCAGAACAGAGAAUCUGACUGAGGAAGAAAUAUUUGACUUUUGCAAAGUGGUAUAUGAAAAGGAUUCAAAUGCUUUGACGUGCUUCGAAUAUAUUUUCGCGGCUUGUGAUUAUCAGCAGUUCUUAGAUAUGAUGCUGACUAGGAAAGAACUUCUUGAUUGGAGAGAAGAAGAGCCUAUAGUUGAGUAA